This is a messenger RNA of Naegleria lovaniensis, 1401 nucleotides long. RefSeq lists its product as uncharacterized. The record is from RefSeq and is a predicted model, not a curated record. The transcript has 3 exons. The coding region runs from base 1 to 1401 and encodes 466 amino acids. NCBI's taxonomy places the organism in Eukaryota, Heterolobosea, Eutetramitea, Acrasida, Naegleriidae.
AUGCUUGAAAAACUCUCAUCACCACUGAGCACUGAUGUAACAUCCUCGGUGACAUUAUUUGAGAUAGGGAAGCACUUUUCAAAUUCGCUACAAACAAACAACAGCGUCGAAACCAUACUUAAUUCGACCAUUACAAAUAGUACUGAAAUCUUUAAUUCCUUUCAAUAUGUUUCUUUUGGAUGUAAUUUUCCUUUCAUUUUGAUUUACCCAAUUCUAGCUGUUGUGUGUUUGUUUAUUUUAAAAUCCGAGCACAAAGAGAUGAAUCGAAAUCAGAAACAACUCUUUCUCUUUUUGAGCUCACUUUGUGUUGUUGCAACAUGGAGCAUGAUGACACGUUUGGGAGCCGAAUUUAGUUCUUUGAGCUCGUCAGUAAUAACAGCCAAUAUCGUGUAUGGAGUGCUGAAAGGAGUUGAUAGAAGUAUCACAGGCUGGGUCACGUUUGUCGAAUUUUUCUUAAUUUCCAACAUUGCCAUGGUAUUUGUUCGAUCUUCAAAGGAUAUUGGAGCCAUCUCAGAGAAGAGAUUUAAAAUUGCAAGAUAUUGUAUCGUGGGAUUUCAAAUUCUCGUCAUUGUCAUGACCACUCUGAUGGCUCUUCUGUUAUUGGUUAUGGGAAUUUUGAAAGCAGUGUUUGGAGACACGAAACUGUUUCAAUCUUUCGAAUUGGCCAUAUUCAUCUUUUCGACCUUACUAUUCAUGUUUGAGACAACUCUACUGUUUCGCAUCUUGUUUAUCAAUGCUGCAACAAUGAUGAAAGCCUUAAAAGCAGGUGAAGGACGAGCACGUCGAAUGAGUGUUCAUAAUUAUUUCAACAAUCCUAAUAAUCAUGAAAAUAUGAAUCCACAGAUUGUGAAUUCGUGUGAAAUUACGAGUUCUCCACAAACUCCUGCAUCUGACAUCACGUCAGAAAUCUUUCCUCAGCAAGAACAUCAGCAACAACGAGAUGAUCACGCUGAACAAGUCUACACGGGAGAGCAAUUGAAAAUUAUUCAAAUGAAACAACAUGCAUUGAAGAAGGUCAUUCAAAUCUUGAUGGCCAUUUCAGUCUCUAUGGGAUGUCAAUUUGUGGCAGUUUCAUGCAUUCCACUGUAUUUCUUGAACAAGUAUGUGGCGUUAGGAUUUUAUGCUUUGCAUAAUUCAACCAUUGCGGCAUUAGUGAUCAUGUUCUUGAUGACGCAUCGAAGAGUGGAGGAAAUGCAGAAAUUGUUUGUGGCAAGCGGAAAGAAAUGGUUUGGCAGAAAGCGAGGAUCCACGAUGGUGGUGAUGAAUUGGAAGAGGCAGCAAGAGCAACCACAUGCAAGCCAUGAGACGAGUGUUGUUAAGGGAGAAACUAGCAUGCAAGAGAAUCAAGUGGUGCCUGUGACACACGGAGAGGAUGAGAUCCAUACGGUGAAUAGGGUGUAA